Molecule: messenger RNA, 1110 nt
Organism: Rhizophagus irregularis DAOM 181602=DAOM 197198
Lineage: Eukaryota; Fungi; Glomeromycota; Glomeromycetes; Glomerales; Glomeraceae
Source: RefSeq, a predicted model, not a curated record
ACAUCAAUCUUACAUCAGUCUUACAUUGCAAAUGAAAAAAGAAAAGUCUUACAUCAAUAAAUGAAAAAGAAAAUUUUUCUUACCAAAAAAAUGAACAAGUUAAAUAGAGAUAUUCUUUAUUUGAUAUUCAAAGAAUUGCGAGACAAUAAAAAGUCACUUUGUUCAUGUCUUCCAGUUAAUAAAGAAUUUUGUGAAAUAGUUAUCCAAAUAUUAUGGAAAAACCCUUGGAAAUACUUAGAAUAUGAAAGGGAGAGCCUAUUGUUAAAUACAAUUAUUUCACAUUUAUCAAAAGAAUCAAGAAAUAACUUAAAGAGUCAUGAUAUUUAUCCUCUAAUAACCUUAUAUGAAAAUCUUUCAUUCAAUUAUAUCGGCUUUUGUAAAUACUUAAAUUUGAGUAUAAUUAAUAAGAUAAUUUAUUUAUUUAAAUUUCAUGAAAUUUCAAUUAUUCAAAAUGAAAUAAUCAAACUUUUUAUCAAUGAAAAUACAAAAUUCACACACCUUUAUGUACCUCAAGAAUUCAAUUAUCAAAUAAAUCUUAUUCCUGGAGCAAAGCAAUGUUUUUCUGACAUCAUAUUUCUUAGCUGUAAUGUUGAUAUGAACGAUAACGUUUUAACUGGAUUAACAGAAAUAUGCGAAUCAAUUAAAGAAUUGGAACUUUAUAUUAAAGAGAAAAACAAUAAUUUUGGUGUUAUUAAAUUAAUUGAUAUCCCUAAAAAAUUAAUUAAUGUUCAUAUUCAUAAUUCAUACUCUAAUAAUCCAAAUAUUAAUAAUAAUUCAUUUAAUAAAAUUCUUGAAAAUUCAUUGAUGAAACACGCACAAAUCAUACAACAUUUUAAGAUAAAUGCACCACCUAUUACAAAAAUCCUUACAACUUUUGUAAAUUUAAAAGAACUAGAAUUGGAUGGUAGUUAUCAUUAUCCAUGGAAUUGCUUAGAGAACUUAUCUUUACCUUUAUUACAAACUUUAAAAACUAGAGCUAUUCCAGUCGAAAUAUUAGCAAGUUUAAUUGAAAAUACAAGUGGAUAUCUUACCAAAAUAAGUAUUGAUUGCAUAUUAUAUGAAGAGAGGAUUCUGAUGUGCGGCGACUUUGUCGCCGCUAGUAGUAAUUAA